This is a messenger RNA of Scomber japonicus (chub mackerel), 249 nucleotides long. RefSeq names its product syntaxin-1B. Lineage: Eukaryota; Metazoa; Chordata; Actinopteri; Scombriformes; Scombridae. The record is from RefSeq and is a predicted model, not a curated record. The transcript has 3 exons. The annotation marks the transcript as partial. Gene Ontology annotation, biological process: vesicle-mediated transport. Gene Ontology annotation, cellular component: membrane.
GUUGAGGAGAUCAGAGGCUGUAUAGAAAAGCUGUCGGAGGAUGUGGAGCAGGUGAAGAAGCAGCACAGCGCCAUCCUGGCCGCACCCAACCCUGACGAAAAGACCAAGCAGGAGCUGGAAGACCUCACAGCUGACAUCAAGAAGACAGCCAAUAAAGUUCGCUCAAAAUUAAAAGCAAUCGAGCAGAGCAUCGAGCAGGAGGAAGGUCUCAACAGAUCAUCAGCGGACCUCAGGAUCCGCAAGACACAG